CCAAGGUUUAAGAGCCAUGUGGUGAGGUGCUCCACUUGUGGGAGCAGGCUGUGUCACAGCUUUGGCUGUGACGCUGUGCUGGCUCCGAGCCUGGAGCCCGGGGCACGGGAGAGAACCAGCCUGACACCGCUCUGACACACAGAGACCUUUCAGACCUGGGGAAGGAAAACCAUGGACAGACCAAUCACUGCUGGCCAGCUUAAAGAAAAAUCCCUGUUCCAGGACAGCGAUGGCAGUGCAGCUCCUGCCAAGACUCUGUGCCAUAACUGUUCAAAGCUAAAGAUAUUUCUUGGAGCUCUAGCUUUUACCUUUUUUGCCAAAGGAUUGUCUGGAAGCUACAUGAAGAGCAUGUCCAGUCAAAUUGAAAGGAGAUUUGAAAUCUCAUCAUCAAUUGUUGGCAUCAUUGAUGGCAGCUUUGAGAUAGGUAACUUGAUGGUGAUGGUGUUGGUGAGCUACCUUGGACCAAGAGUUCAUAGGCCAAAAAUAAUUGCUGUUGGGUGUCUCAUCAUGUCUGUAGGAGCUUUUUUGUCAGUGAUGCCUCAGUUCCUAAUGGGACGUUACAAUUAUGAAAGGAUAACUGUUAGUGUGGACAACUCCUCCACGAGUGUGUCAGCUUGCUCCCCAGAGUCUGGGGGCCCUCCAGCCACAGAUGCUCCAGAAACACUCAGCACAGUGAUAAAUGCUGGAUGUGAGAAAACAACAAAUUCCUAUCUGUGGCUUUUUGUGUUGGUGGGGAACCUCCUACGUGGAAUUGGGGAAGCACCAAUUAUGCCUCUGGGAGUUUCAUAUAUUGAUGAUUUUUCUAAAGAAGAAAAUUCAGCAUUUUACAUAGGCCUGGUGAGAUCCUCAGGCAUGUUUGGGCCAACGCUGGGCUUCCUGCUGGGCUCCUUCUGUGCCAGCCUCUGGGUUGACGUCGGCGUCGUGGACAUUGAUGCCAUCAGCAUAAAUCCUAAGGACAGCCGUUGGGUUGGUGCCUGGUGGCUUGGAUUGCUUAUCUGUGGAGCUGUCAACUUCAUUGCUUCAUUGCCUUUCUGGUUUUUGCCCUAUUCCUUACCAAAGGAAGGAGAGAAUGAAAACUUGAAGAUUAGUCACUUGUCUGUUCAAGGAGAUCCCUGUAAAACAGAACCUCCAGCUCAGCCACAAUUACAGUUCUCAGAGGCAGUAAAAGAUUUCUUGCCAGCGCUCAGGAAGCUGUUUGGAAAUCCAAUUUUUGCAGUGUUCAUCCUCCUCACCAUUCUGCAGUACAACUCCCUUGUUGGGAUAAUAACCUAUGAGGCAAAGUUUAUGGAGCAGCAAUUUAAUGUGUCAGUGGCAAAAGCCAUCUUCCUAAUUGGUGUGAUACUUCUACCUGUCACAAUCCUGGGCAUGUUUCUAGGAGGCUUCCUGAUCAAGAAAUUCAAGCUGCACAUAACUGAAAUGGCCAAGUUUGCCUGCAUCACCUUCAUAGUGGCAUAUUUGGUGAACCUGCUGUACUUCACGUGCAGCUGUGAGGUGCUGCAGGUGGCCGGGCUGACAGCGCCCUAUUCUGGAAUGAAGCACCUUUCCUCCAGCAAGCACAUCUACGUGGCCAGCUGCAAUGCUGAGUGCAGCUGCAAGCUGGACCAGUGGGACCCUGUCUGUGGGGACAAUGGCAUCACAUACAUGACAGCCUGCUUUGCAGGGUGCAAAUCCUCAUCUGGGACAGGAAAAAAUAUGGUGUUUCACAACUGCAGCUGUGUGGAAGGACAAGGGCUCAGUGGCAAUUCCUCUGCAGUUUUGGGACAAUGCCAAAGAGAAAGCUGUGCCAAAGCCUUUCCCUAUUUUUUAGCAUUACAGACUGCAUGUGCAUUUGUUUUAGCCUUAGGAGGCACUCCUACAUACAUGAUUAUGUUUAGAUCUGUCUCGCCAGACCUGAAAUCCUUUGCUGUUGGGAUAGAAGCUUUGGGUGGUAGAGUACUAGGAGGACUCCCAGCCCCUAUUUAUUUUGGUGCCUUGAUAGAUGAGACCUGCUUGAAAUGGGGGACAAAAAGCUGUGGGGGAUCAGGGUCCUGCAGAGUGUACGACACAAAAGAGUUCAGGAAUGUGUAUCUUGGCCUCGUUGCAGGACUACGGGCAGGAUGCUGUCUCUUGUACAUAGUGCUCUCUGUUUUAAUUAUCAAACGCUUCAAACCAGAUGGCAAAGAGAUGACAGAUAUUAAAAAUGCAGAAAUAUCAACCAGCAAAGAACCAGAAACUGCCAACAAGAGAGAAAUUCUUCCUGGUUCAAGAACCUCAGACGAGAGUGAGGAAACUUAUAUGUAAAAAAAAACAAAACCCAAGGUCUUGUGUAACUUUGCCAGUGCUCCUGUUUUUCUGAGCACAAAAGGGGUCUAAAUACAGACUUCAACAACUAGUUUACAUUUUGGGAGUUCAAAAAGUAUCUUUGAACAUUGGCUUUUUAUUUGCUUUACCCUAUCUUCUUCCUUUCCUCAUCUGAGACAAAAAUUAGGGGAAAAGGUGUUCAAAAUUUUGGAGAACUCUCCCAUCCUCUUGCUCUCAGUCCCUCUCUAGACCAACAGUAGGACAAGCCAAACUUUUGCAAUUUUGUCAUAAAUUUGAUUAUGCUUGAAAAAUUAAGACGAAGAAAUCCACAAUAAGCUGCUUUGACAUUUUUCACUGACUUUAUUUCAAGUCCUCUUGCUCUGUAUUUAGUCCUACAGCUCUACAUGGACAAUCAAGUUUCACUUGGGCUUCUCUGAUGGCCUUUCAUGAGCUGAGCUCCUUGUUCCAGUCUUGGUCCCCUGAGGCAUGGCCAGGUGAGACCCCAGGGCUGUCACUGAGCACCCUCAGAACUCAAACUGCACCACAGCUCUGGGGUUUGGCUUGAAAAACAGUCAGAGUGGAGAGGAAAUGAAGUUUGCCAAUGAAGUUUUGAAGCAAAGUGUGUUCAACAGUCAAAGUGGAAACCAAAUGAAGAAAGUGGUGUAUGAAUUUUUGCAGCACAUCUCAG
Melozone crissalis (California towhee) is the source of this 2968-nucleotide messenger RNA. Its product is annotated as solute carrier organic anion transporter family member 1C1-like. The coding region runs from base 172 to 2280 and encodes 702 amino acids. The record is from RefSeq and is a predicted model, not a curated record. Gene Ontology annotation, cellular component: membrane. Gene Ontology annotation, molecular function: bile acid transmembrane transporter activity; protein binding. Lineage: Eukaryota; Metazoa; Chordata; Aves; Passeriformes; Passerellidae. The transcript has 15 exons. Gene Ontology annotation, biological process: bile acid and bile salt transport; transmembrane transport; sodium-independent organic anion transport.